ACCACCAAGAUGCGAUGGCUAGAGCGACCUCUGAGGGCCCUCAGCCGCUCGCACGCUUGAGGCGCGGGAGGCCGCCGGUGUCUUCUUCCUGCCGCCUCCUGCAGCUGCCGCCAUGGCCCUCUUGCCCGCGGGGCGGCUGGGCACCGCCAUCCGCUUUCUCUUGCGGCAGCAUCAGCCACGAGCCUGUGCUGUGAGGAUGCUGAAGGCUACAUGCUCUCAGCGAAGUGAAGCUCUGGCAAGCCCUCCCCUGGACAAUGCCCCCAAGGAGUACUCACCGAAGAUUCAGCAGCUAGUUCAGGAUAUUGCUAGCCUGACUCUGCUAGAGAUCUCUGACCUCAAUGAGCUGUUGAAGAAAACGUUGAAGAUCCAAGACAUGGGAUUUAUGCCAAUGGCAGGGAUGAUGCCAGCAGCACAACUAGCAGCCCCGGCAGCAGAGGAGGAGGAAGUCCCCAAGAAACAGGAGAAGGUCAUUUUUACUGUCAAGUUGACUGAGGUGAAGGCUGAAGACAAGGUGAAGCUUAUCAAGGAGGUGAAGAACUGUAUGCAAGGCAUCAACCUUGUCCAGGCAAAGAAGUUGGUAGAGUCUCUUCCUCAAGAGAUUAAGGCAAACGUCACUAAGGAUGAAGCUGAGAAGAUCAAAGCUGCUCUGGAGGCAGCAGGAGGGACUGUGGUUCUGGAGUAACUGGGUCAGUCUUGCUAUCAAAGGACUGCCGCAGAGCAGAAGCUAGCCUUCUGGUCCACGUCACCCACUCGUGGCUUUUUUUGCCUGCUGACUGGUGGGGGAUGCUGUGUGGUCCCAGGAAGCUGUGCCCCACCUUGUUUCCUCUGCAAUGGGGGUUUCGGCUGGGAUGGCCCAGGACGUGGUGAAUGUCUUUGGCACCAUAAGGUUAACUAUUUGUACCAGUGCUGAAAAGAACUGAGUUUAUAAAGAAUAUACACAAGGGAGAACACCUUGGAACAAGUAA
Eublepharis macularius is the source of this 965-nucleotide messenger RNA. RefSeq names its product mitochondrial ribosomal protein L12 (gene MRPL12). The record is from RefSeq and is a predicted model, not a curated record. Bases 113 to 682 code for a protein of 189 amino acids. Gene Ontology annotation, molecular function: structural constituent of ribosome. Gene Ontology annotation, cellular component: mitochondrial large ribosomal subunit; ribosome. Gene Ontology annotation, biological process: translation; mitochondrial transcription. NCBI's taxonomy places the organism in Eukaryota, Metazoa, Chordata, Lepidosauria, Squamata, Eublepharidae. The transcript has 5 exons.